Molecule: messenger RNA, 2022 nt
Organism: Hevea brasiliensis (rubber tree)
Lineage: Eukaryota; Viridiplantae; Streptophyta; Magnoliopsida; Malpighiales; Euphorbiaceae
Product: nuclear envelope-associated protein 2
Exons: 7
Coding region: 806-1861 (351 amino acids)
Source: RefSeq, a predicted model, not a curated record
UCUGUCGGAGACGAGCUUAGGACAUGUUUGCUCAAUAACACCGUGUCUCACUACUCACUAUUCCAUAUAAGACAACAAUAAAUCCAAAUUAAGCCCUAAAUUUACGCCCUCCGUUAUUCCUCUUAUUUCCACUUCCAGCCGUCUAUCUCAUCGGUGGCCAAAUCACCGCUAUCUACAGAUGUUGAUAAGGUUGCUGUGAAGAGCUGAAACUGUUGCGAUUUUCAGUUUGAUUUGCCUUUUUAAGCUUCUUUUGCAGGAGUUUUGAGUUUCUGUUUGUCUUUAUUGAUUUUAAAUUCUUUCUCUUUCAUGAGUGUUAUGUUUUUGGUGUUUCUUUUAGGGAAAUUAUUUUUUUCCGAGAAAAUUUUGUUUGCUUGGAAUCUGCAGUGUGAAUUUUGAAUUUUUCUUUUAAGCAGACCCGUUGAUUAUGGCAUGUUUCUCUCUCUAAAAGCUAAUGUAUUUCUCUCCCUGUACGUUUCUCAUUUAUUUAUUGGUUGAAAAUGACAGACCCUUUACGUGUCUGACAUACUACAUAAAAUAAUUGUAGGUUCUUCCUCGGAUUAAAUUUUCCCUGGAAAAUUAAAUUUCGCAUGACAUGGAUUGCUUAAAAAUUGACUUGGAUUUCGAAUCCCUCAAUUUUCAACUCGGCAAGACCCUCCUGCAUAUGAUAUCAAAGACCAUAGCUUUCACCGCAAGCACUGUGUAGACAAAAGGGCUUCCAUUUCUGAGGAUUGGUUCAUUGUAUGAAUCUGUGUUAGAUCUUCAAAGACUGCUUAUAGUACCAGUUGAUUAAACUUAUCAAGCUCUGAUGUCAGUUCUGGAAAAACCAUCUUCAAGUUCAUCAAUUUCUUCUUCACCGUCGGUUUCAGUUGGGGAGAUUGAUCCAUUGUUGAAGGAUUUGAAUGAGAAGAAACAGAGUUUUAGACGGAACGUGGUUUCGUUAGCUGCAGAGUUAAAGGAAGUUAGGAGCCGCCUUGCAUCUCAAGAGCAUUCAUUUGUUAGAGAGACACUAACAAGACAGGAAGCAGAAAAUAAGGCAAAAGCCAUGGAAGAAGAGAUUCGUUCAUUGCAGAAGCGAUUGGAGGAUAGGAAUGGCCAGCUUCAGGCUUCAGCUACUACUGCUGAGAAGUACCUUAAGGAGUUGGAUGGUCUUAGAUCACAGCUUGUAGCCACUCAAGCAACUGCAGAUGCAAGCGCUGCAUCAGCUCAAUCAGCUCAGCUUCAGUGCUUGUCUUUGUUAAAGGAAUUAGACGUGAAGAAUAGCUCGUUAAAAGAGCACGAGGAUCGUAUGACGAGGCUAGGAGAGCAAUUAGACAAUUUACAAAAGGAUCUACAGGCAAGGGAAUCUUCCCAAAAGCAAUUGAAAGAUGAAGUUCUUAGAAUUGAGCAAGACAUUAUGCAGGCUAUAGCCAAGACUGGAGCUGGAAAAGAUUGUGAACUUAGGAAAUUAUUAGAUGAGGUAUCUCCGAAAAAUUUUGAAAAGAUCAAUAAACUUUUGAUUGUUAAAGAUGAAGAAAUAGCUAAGUUGAAAGACGAAAUAAGAAUUAUGUCUGCCCACUGGAAGCUCAAAACCAAGGAAUUGGAAACACAGUUGGAAAAGCAGCGACGAGCUGAUCAGGAGCUGAAAAAGAGAGUGUUGAAGUUGGAAUUCUGUCUUCAGGAAGCUCGUUCUCAGACGCGGAAGCUGCAAAGGAUGGGAGAGCGAAGGGACAAAGCUCUAAAAGAACUCAGAGAGCAGUUAGCCACAAAACAACAGUCCGUAGCUGUGGGUAAUAAUGAAAAGCAAAAUUUCUGGGAAUCUUCCAGCUUCAAGAUUGUAGUUUCCGUGUCAAUGUUAAUCUUGGUGGUAUUUUCAAAGCGAUGAAGUGAUUAUGGUGUCCAAUUGCUGUUUACAAAUGUCCUAAUACCUUGAGUUUAGAGGAUUUGUAGAGGCCAUUGCUAUUAGAAAUGCGCACAAUAGAGGUUCUCUUUCAUAUGUAGCUUACUAGCUUUUGUCAAAAGUGCCCUUUUUUUGUGCUCUUUCUA